Messenger RNA from Sphaerodactylus townsendi, 1263 nucleotides. It is a transcript of the gene TNFSF8, whose product is annotated as TNF superfamily member 8. The transcript is spliced from 4 exons. Gene Ontology annotation, cellular component: membrane. Gene Ontology annotation, molecular function: tumor necrosis factor receptor binding. NCBI's taxonomy places the organism in Eukaryota, Metazoa, Chordata, Lepidosauria, Squamata, Sphaerodactylidae. Gene Ontology annotation, biological process: CD8-positive, alpha-beta T cell differentiation; immune response. Bases 262 to 1005 code for a protein of 247 amino acids. The record is from RefSeq and is a predicted model, not a curated record.
UCCCUCAACAUCAUUCAUGGUGAUUUCAACCUCCUGGAGUGUGAAAACAUUUUCUGUUCUUUAAGGCUGUAGUUGAUCUGCUUUCCUGACGCCUCCAGAACCCCUUCUUCAUGUUGUUAUUAUUCAUACAAAAAGCGAUGAAGCUAUUUUUUCCAAGUCACAUGAGCCAGGAUGCAGGGGGAUCCUAUCAGGAACAGAGAAACAAGAUCAAAGGGGAUCAAAUGAAGAUAUGGGGUGAAACCCUGAGGACUUUAUAAAGAGAUGAGCUUCAAGGCACAGCAAAUGUCUUUUUUGCCAGUGGAUGGUCCUCCGGGAGUAGCCAAAGACAUGACUGAUGAAAACCUCACCAGGAAGAUCAGAACUCCUGCUCAAACCUACAGCAAUUUUGUCAUUGUUUUUCUUGCCGUCUGUCUUCUUGUGGCAUUAGGAGCCAUUGUGGUCUUAGUAUUGCAAAAUAUGGGGUCCUGUCCACAGCAUGAAGGACACCGUAACCUACAGAAUAAUGAAGCUGCCACCGGGUCUUCGCAAAUUAUGCCGCCUCAGAAGGCUGCUGCAUAUCUUCAAGUAUUAAAACCAAUCAACCAGUCACAACUGAGAUGGAUCGAAAAUGGCGUUCUCUACAACAUGAAGUAUGACAAUGGGAACCUUGUGAUCCAGCAGCCUGGAUUGUAUUUCAUCUAUUGCCAUUUACACUUUUUCAUCACCAGCUGCCCAAACAAGACAUCGGACCUAAAGCUAGACAUUUAUGUGAAUGGGAAAACUAUGAAACAAACUCUGUUCACACUAUGCGGCUGUGAGAAGACAUCUGAGAGGACAUACCAUGACCUCUUCCAGGUACUGCUGAUAGAGCUGGAGAAGGGACAUCAGAUAGCAGUGUAUGUCCAAGGGUUUGAAUAUGUGGAGACAGAUGGUUCUCCCUCAAGCAAUGUUUUAGGAGCCUUCAAGUACAGUGGUGAAGAUUGGGGAUAUUCUUUGUUCAGGACAGUGGGUCAAAACGGUCUUUAGCUAAACAAUGACAGCAUACAACGGUGAAGACUGGAGAUAUCCCUUGUUCAGGACAGUAUUUCAAAAUGGUCUUCAGCUAAACAGUAACCAACAACUUGUCUUUUAGGUGUACCACAUCCAGCCCCGCUUGAAAGGGAUCACAGAAUACUCAGUUCUCAUUUAUGCUGAAGUUGUUUCAGUUGCCAUUAUUUUUACAGAGUAAAGCAUCUCAGAUCAAAGGUACUGUUCUAGAUUGAGGGCGGGGGGGGGGGGAGAUUC